This is a messenger RNA of Physcomitrium patens, 1993 nucleotides long. RefSeq lists its product as uncharacterized. The record is from RefSeq and is a predicted model, not a curated record. Gene Ontology annotation, molecular function: metal ion binding. NCBI's taxonomy places the organism in Eukaryota, Viridiplantae, Streptophyta, Bryopsida, Funariales, Funariaceae.
GCUAAGAGCCCACCCCAAUUUUCAAAGCGGACCACCACCGCCGCUCUCCCCGAGGCACUAAGUGUGCUCCAACUCCAAUUUUGCGUCCCACUCGGGGCUCUCGGAUUGAUCCAUCGCAGUGAAUGAGAGAGCUUCAAGCAUUUCCUCCCAUGCCUCUAGAUCCCCGCAUCACCUCAUUGUUUUCUCACUCUCUCACUCUCUCUCGCUCGCUCUAUCGCUUAUUUAGUAGGCCGAUUUAUGACGUAUUUCACAGUUUUUUUCCUUGAGCAACUUGUUGAUAUAUUGUCUUCAUAUAAUAUUGCGUUCGGGACUUGUUGCUGGAAUUCACUUGGCUGCACAUUCUUCUCGAUCUCCGGGGUUAACCAGGGUUAUGGAGCUCUUGUUUUCAUAGAGUGAUGUUGGAUUUUGGUGUUGGUACAGUCCUUCUAGUGAGUGCGAGGGGAUUCGUGAUUGCGGCUGGGCGCUGUGGUGGUGUUCGCAUUGCCGUGUGUUCCUGCUCUUCGCAAUUUGGAUUUUCCUUCGGGUAGUUGGGAUUGGUCGUAAGUUUGGAGUGUAGGUGUUGCUCUUCGGGAGGGAGUUAGUGUGCUUGGUGUUUGAAUUCUGUGAGAGUACUCUCUACGCUGGUUGAUUGGUAAUUGGGAAGACAAAUUUAGCUAGUUGAUCAUCAAGACGACAAUGACAGACAUCGAGGCUUGUUACAUGGGUGGUCCUGCCCCCCCAUGGCUGGAUAAGAAUGCAUGGUACAUCCCUGUGCAAGUUAAAAAGGAGUAUGCAGACAAAAUGCCAAGGAUUGGGUUGCACAAAGUUGAACUGAAGGUGCAUAUGUGUUGCGCCAAAUGCGCCGAGAUAGUGACCGAAGAAAUCAGAUAUUUAGGAGGAGUGUUUGAUGUGAAGGUUGACCAGAAGAAUUCCAAGGUCACUGUCACCGGAAGACCAGAUCCUGAAAAAUGUCUGAGGAGAGCAAAAAGAGUGGACAAGCAUGCAACGUUUUGGCCAGCGCCACCUCCUCCACCCCCCGUAGUGGUAGUGGUGCAAGAGAAGCCCAAAGAACCAGAGAAGCCCCAUGCGGAUGAGGAGAAAAAGGAAGAGAAAAAGGAAGAGAAAAAAGUGGAGAAGAAGGAAAUGAAGGAGGAGCCAAAGGAAGGAAAGAAGAAGAACAAGAAAAAACAGGGAGAGAAAAAAGAAGAGGCAAAGGAGGAAAAAAAAGAGGAGAAGAAAGAGGAGGUGAAGGAGGAAAAAAAAGAAGAAAAGAAGGCUGAAGGUGAGGCCAAAGCUGAGGAGGAGCCCAAAGAAGAAGAGAAGAAGGAGGAAAAACCCGCUGAAGCAGAAAAGACAGAAGAGAAGAAGGCUGAGGAGAAACCGAAGGAAGAACCCGCGCCAUCUGCACCAGCAGCGGCAGCAGUGCAGUAUCAGCCCUCUGAGUAUUCAACAGACGAGGGGUAUCCAUUUGACGGAUACAAGCCGAGCCAAUCUUACCAGCCUCUCUACCCCGAUUUUAAUCAUGUGGGAUACUAUAGCCCACAAGUCCCGUUCCUCAAUCCCAACUAUUUUAAGCAUGUCAAGAUUGCAUAUUGAGUUUGCCAUGAACUAUUAUACUUUCAGUUGAUGAAAAUUGCCGAAGUAUACAGGACUGAUAAGUAUGACUCAGCUGCAUGCAUAUUGUGGUUCUGAGGCAUCAUUAAUUUACAGUACUAGAUAACUGUAGUGUAGGGUCUAUUGUUCGGAGAAUCAUAGCUCUACGCUUUUCAUACUGCGGGGAGUAGAAAGUCAGGACUUUCAUUUUCCCUUUUCACGGAAAUUUAAGUUAAGUUAUCUCCUAGCAGUGCACAUAGAGAGAGGUGGUGCUAGUAGCGAUAUUUCUACGAAUCAAAUGUAUGUGGUUCGUGGUGGAUCUCAACAAAACAUUUGCAAUUACAGUGCAGAGCACGACAAUGUCCCCUAAAAAAUAAUUGUGAGGACUCAAAAUUGGUUAAUCAUUCUAGCUCUUUACUUA